GCGGGGACGAGGGCGUGGGAGCCCGGGCGGCUGAGUUCCCCGCGGAGAUUGGCUGGCGCAGCGGACUGACGUCACACAGGGUCGUUCCAGCCCGCCUGCCUGUCUUCUGCUAGGUUUUUAAAACGCUGAAUACAGUUAAAGAGCAUCUCCCAUCUCUUCGGUGGGAGAACCCUUCAAGUGUCGGUCUUCCUCGCGCAAAACCGUACGCGGAGGGAGGAAGAACGAAACCGUUACUGCGGAUCCAGAAGCCAUGGACCCUGGAAAAGCCUUCCAUCAUUCAACAGUUAGGAACAAAGACUAUCAAAAAGUUUGGUCGUCAUCUUCAGAUCCUGUGCAUUUUGAAACGGAUGUUUCUCAUGAAAAAUUAGAAAGCGUGUCAGAAGCAGAGGCCAUCAAUAUCAGCAGUCUUUCUCAAGACUUAACCCACUCACAUUCUCCCAUCUAUAUGGAAACCAACAGUACCACUUCAGACUUGCCUCAGAAUGAAACAAAGAAUGCUGAAAGGGAAGUUGAGUCUAAAUUCACACUUUGCGAAGAAAUGUAUGGCACACUAGAUGAUUGGUUAGGCGAUGUCAGCAUUGGAAAUGAUUCACAGAACCUACUAACUCAGCCAGCCGACAUUUCCUCCUUCAGGCAAUUUGAACCCUUUUGCAAAUUUCAUCUCAGAGAAGCACUUAAUAAUGGAAUGAUAAUAUCUCAAAAUCCAACAGAAAGCUUACCUUACACAGAGAAACCAGAAAGGCAAAGUUGUGUGUGUAAUUGUGCAAAAGACACCAAUGUGAAGGAAAAUUUAUUUAAGGAAGAAAAUCCAGUGGGAACUAGCACCUCCACAAAUGAAGACCAGCUUGCUCACGAGUGUGUCAGACAACCUUCUAGAAGCCCACCUCUAGUCCACAGCAGUGAAGAAACACUGAAAUUCAGGGAAAUGUCACUGCCUAAAAGUGCUCACAUGGAGUCUAGUCAACCUCAAAGCUUCCUAUAUGAGGAGAAUGUGCACAGAGAUGUUGAAAAACCAUUUUAUCAAGAUAAUAGCUUUAACCUCUUUGAUCUGAGAACUAAUUAUACAACAGAGGAGAUCUCAGUGUCUUCGAGAGGAAUACAGACCUUUGGGGAUAUUCCUGAGAUGCCAGUCUGUCACCAUAAGGAGGUCGCUGUGGAGGGAAUGGACAGGCCACGGAUGGGCUCACCUUGGUCUCCUGCAAGCAGUACUUGGGGUCGUGGAUCAUCUCCAGAUGAAGGCAAGAUGCCUGACACAAAGCAGAGCUUGGAAAGCUUACAACUUCCAGAAGAGGAUAUGGCUUUAAAUGAAGUCUUACAGAAAUUACAGCACACUAACAAACAGCAACAAACUCGGAUCCAAGACCUGCAGAGUAGCAACAAGUAUUUAGAGAAGAAGGUCAAAGAACUACAGAAGCAGACUACCAAACAGCAGGUGUUCAUGGACAUCAUAAAUGAGCUGAAGGCCAAGGUGGAAGAAUUAAUUGAAGACAAAUACAGAGUGAUGCUAGAGAAGAAUGACACGGACAAGACACUGAAGAAUUUGCACGAGGUCUUAGCUCAAACCCAAAAGCAUCUUCAGGAAGCUGGGCAUGAAAAGGAAACCUUAAAGCUGGAGCUUAAGAAGAUCAAGGGCAAUUACAUUCACCUACAGGAAAGGUACAUGACUGAAAUGCAACAGGAAGAUGAAACCGUCAGUCAGUGCCUAAAGAUGGACAGAACCCUAAGGGAGAAAGAAGAGGAGGUGGAGAAACUGAAGCAACUCAAGGGGGAGCUGGAAAAGGCCACCACCUCCACUCUGGACUUGCUGAGAAGGGAAAAGAAGGCCCAAGAACAAGAGUUCCAGUCUUUACAGGAGGAAUUUCAGAAGCAUGAGGAGGAACACCUGGAAGAAAGACAGAAACUGAAAGCAACACUCAAAAAACUGCACACUCAAGUUCAUCAUUUGCAGUUCGUAUCUGAAAACGAGAAGGCAAAGAACGCCCAACUCCAGCAGCAGGUCAACGAACUAAAACAGGAAAAUGCAAGGUUUCGGCAGCAGGUGGUGAGGAGCCAGGAGCCAAACGAUGCCCCUGGGUUUGACACGGCCUGGUUAACGGAGCACUCUGGAGAAGCGAUCGAGGCCGAUAUCAAAAAGGAUUCUAAUUUGUUCCUGAACUGCUCACCUGGUGAAAAAAACUUGAGUCCCCCAGAUGUGAAAAGGACUUCUCAGCUGGUCUCCAAAAUUCACAGUGUUCCAACUCUGAUGGACAUCACCACUCCCGAUGUUGAACAAAAAUUGAAGCACUUCCAUCUUAAGAAGGAAAGUUUAGAUAAAGAGUUAUUGGAACAUAAAGACAAAAUCACAGCUUUUAGAGAGCUAAUUGCAAAAGAAAAAGCAUUUCAAGAUCAGGUUUUUGAGUUUACAGGUUUUGAUUCAGAUGAAGCCACAAGUGCUGGAGAUAUACCCGUCUUACUGGGAGCCAAACUGAAUAGGUACCACAGUCUGAAUGAAGAACGUGAUUUCUUGAUAAGACCUUUUAUUGCAAAAUUGGGAAAUCUUCUAGAAUCAAAAGAAGACCGUUGCAGCAGACUCAUUGAAGAAAAUGACAAAUAUAAAAGACAUUUAGGCAACUUAAUAAAUAAGGUUACAUCCUACGAAGAAAUCAUCGAAUGUGCUGACCAAAGGCUCACGAUAUUCCACUUCCAGAUUGCACAUUUAGAAAAGAGAAAUAAACAUUUGGAAGAUUUAAUUAGGAGGCCUAGAGAGAAAGCAAGAAAACCACGGCCCAGAAGAUUAGAAAAUCACCCAAAGUCCUUGACCACGCUUCUGCUUCAUGUCGGGCCCUCAUCAUUUCUUAUCUGGCGGAUGACAGUCAUCUACUGGUGCUUCUGCCUCCAGCUGGGGGCCCUUCCUUCCAUCCUCCACCGAGCAGACUGCGAUCUUUCAGAAGCAAAUAAGAUGAAGCCCCUUCCCUAUGUAAAACUCUUCGAUGGUUCCCUGUUGCAUUCCGGAUCAGUUUGAGCUCCCUAACACAGCACAUAAGAUCCUCUCUGACCUGGCCCUUGCCUUCCUAUCCAGUCUUCUCAUUCACUGCUUCGUUAUCACCUUCUCACCGCCAUACACCCAACCAUAUCAAACCACUUGCCCCUUUCCAAACAUGCUAGGUUAUUUUCAUGCCUUCCUGAUAUUGCCUAUACAGCUUCCCCUGCCAAGAAUGCCCCCUCUCAGUUCCUUGUGUCCCCUUACUUUAGCUCCCACCUUACAAACUUAUCUGCCAGCUCAAGCUCGACUUGACAGGAACCCUUUGAGUGCAGGAACUAUCUCAUAUUCAUUUUGGUAUUCCCAAGCACCUACCCCAGAAUAGGUAUGAAAUAGGAGGGAGUGUUAGGCAGACUCAGGACCCAUUACCAAUGCUACCCAUGCUGGAGUAAUUCUUAAUAGAAGUUACAGCCACUGUUGCCCUUGUCCCACCCUGGGUCGAGCGCAUGUAUUCAUGAAAACCCAUGAUUUAUAUCUGGCAUAGCUUUGUAGAAGAGGGUACAAUCCAAGGGUAUGUCUCUAUAUGCCCCCCUGAGCCCCAGCUGUUCUAAUAGUUGAGUUAUGAGAAUACCUUAACACUACCAGCUCUCCGUUAUAUUGUACUGAUGAGUCACUUCCUGAAUCACAUAGAUUCUUGGUUCUGUUCCUUUGUCUUCAUUCUGCCAACUGGCAACCAAACUAAGGAAGAGGAAAUUCAACCAUCCUUGUUCCUUGUCAUGUUCCUUAAUGGAAAAAAGGUUGAAACAAACAAAAAUCCUUAUUAAAAUAUAGUAUUGGUAUUAUCUGAGAAGUUCAUCUAUCUAUAGGUUGUACCCCUUUUCCAUGUGUUUCAGAAUUAGCUGUUUAUGGAAUAAGAAUUGUAUGUAUAAUCAAGAGUUCCACAUGGAAUCAAGAAUCAGCUGUUCUAUCACUGAAUGCCUGUGUUUCCUAAAAAUUAAAGAUAUACUUUUUUCCUUUCAU
Mustela lutreola (European mink) is the source of this 3979-nucleotide messenger RNA. It is a transcript of the gene CAGE1, whose product is annotated as cancer antigen 1. The record is from RefSeq and is a predicted model, not a curated record. The transcript is spliced from 14 exons. NCBI's taxonomy places the organism in Eukaryota, Metazoa, Chordata, Mammalia, Carnivora, Mustelidae. The coding region runs from base 251 to 3001 and encodes 916 amino acids.